GGCAUUUUUUAUAAGGGCCUAUUUUAUUAAUUUUUGUAUAUCAGCUAAAUUGGUUAAUUCUUUUUUUACUUCAUCUUCAGAUGUGUUUCAGUAGCAGUGAAAUCAUACAAUUUUUUCACUUAGUCUGGGAAUACUUCAAACCUCUUGUGACAAUCCUGAUAGGCAUGGUCCAUUUUUGCUGCAAUGACAAUAAAUCAUUAUAUAGCUUUAUAAGAUAUUUGAGCAUCGUUAUAGAAAUAAGUAAAACAUUUUGGUUAUUAUUUCGAAUAUUUAUACGGCCACUUCAGUGUUAAAAACACUGUUAUCAGUGUGGGUCCUAUGUUCGGAAUGUCAACAUUAUGUACACACUGGCAUUGCCUGCCCAAUUUCCCUCACACGGCAUGGGUUGACCCGUAGCCCGUGGUAAAGGCACUUGCUAAACAUGCCCGCGCUGUGGACCGAGCCACGCACCUUGUGAUUACAAAGCGAACUCCAUAAGCACAAGGCCAAGCGCCACGUGGGUUAAAAAGUUUAAUUAAGUAGCCUGUAGGUUUGAUAUUUAAGACUGUCGUCGUAUUUCUUGUCUUGUGUAGUGUAAAUUUCUCGAAAAGUUUGUUAAGCAUGUCUGACAAGCGGAAUGAAAUUUUUUUAAUUCUCAUACUGUUCCAGAAUCGUUAACUCACUUCUGCUUUUAAUUUCAGUCAAGAGAGAAAAUUAUGUCUAAAGCAAAGGGGACAUUAGCUUCAUAUAUUAUUAAGGAACAUUUUGGUGAAAUUGUUGAGAAGACCGUCACCUACCUUAUUAAAAAUGGUAGCCGAAGCUUGCGAGAUAUUUUCAAUUCUGUGCAUUUAAAUCGGGAAGAGAUUAAAAAAUCUCUCUCAAUACUCGUGCAUCAUGAACUUGUGGCGUAUACGAAAAACAAAAAUGGCGUAACUGAAUACCAAGCUCGUCUCGAUCACAUCUUGAGGCGGAAGCGCUACCAGAAGUAUGUGUAUUGUGCUAAGUCGAAGUUCGGCGAUGUUGCUGAGCUUGUCAUCGAAAACUUGCUAUUGAAUGGCUGCGACACAUUGAGCAGAGUAUCGAAGAAUGUUGCUGAAAGGCUUGAAAGCGACGAAACCGAUGACAGCAGGCCUGAUGAAGGUUUAGUGGUACAGAAAUGUAAAGAGUUGAUUGUUGGACAUUUUUUGCUCAGAGUGCGAAAUCCAACCACGGUAGAGGAAGAAGACGUUGUAGAACAGGAAGACAGUGAAAAAUUCGUGUUUCCUAUAGGUGUCGGCGUGAAAAGAAAAACAACUUCGCCUGAACAGUCAUCGUUAAAACGAAUAAAACUGACAAGUUCCGAAUGCAGUGAAAAUUACGAAGACGACGGUGUUUACUGGCAUGUCAAUUUCGAGCGAUUCGACCAAGUGUUUGUGGACCAAAUGAUCAUAAGUGCUGCCUCUGAAAGAUUAGACCAGAGCGCUUCGAAAAUAGUGGCUACUAUUUUAAAGAUGACAGAGAUGGAACGGACUUUGAUAUCACAAGCGACACGUAGCGUCUCUAUAUUCGAUAUUGUGAAAAAACUUCCCAGCGUUCCGAAAUUAGAUCAACAAGAAGUUCACCAGUACCUCUCUCUACUGUCUGACGAAAAGACCGGUGGUUUUGUGACGAAGAAGGACGAAGCUGCAGGUGGCAUGUAUGCUGUCAAUAUCCACCGAAGCAUAAACAUGUUGUGUCAAUCUGUGUGCGCUACUGUUGUACAAGAAAGGUUUGGUUCAAAAGCAUGUCGCGUGUUUCGGCUUUUGUUAGAGAAGAAACAUUUGGAGCAAAAGCAAAUUGGAGAAAUCGCUAUGAUACCGUUCAAAGAAGUGAAAGAGCUGUUGUACAAACUGUUCGAAGAACGUUUCUUGCAAUUACAGGAGAUUUCAAAAACAGCCGACUACGCUCCAUCUCGAACAUUCUACUUAUUCACGGUUGACUUACCUCAGGUGACACGGUUCCUUCUGAACAGGUGUUAUCAGGCGAUUGGGAAUUUAAUGGCGAGACGUCGAUUUGAAAUGGAUGAAAACAAACGUCUGUUAGAGAAAAACGAAAAAAUCGAAGGGAUUCUGUCAGCGUUGAGCUCCAGUAACGAAGAUACAGAACAAGUCAUGCAGGAAUUGGAAGAGUUAAUAACACCAACUGAAAAACAACAGUUGGAGAAGUUGAAGAUUGUCUUAGCACGGUUGGAACAAGGCGAAAUACAAGUCGAAAAAACGAUAUUUGUGUUGAAAAAUUUUAUCCAUUUGAACUAAUGAGUGAGACUUUCUCCCUUCUUUCGAGCUGUCUCGGAGAAUAGAUUCUUUACUCAGGCAAUAAAAACGUCUCGUGCGUGCAUUAUCACUGCAUUGAAUCAUAUCGUACCAUUCACAAAUCGUGGCAAAAUUUGUGCUGUCUCCGAUUCCACUGUAUGUGAAAAUUUCCGAAAAAAUUUCCGGCAGGCGUCGUGCCACGCAUGUCGUAUGACGAUGACGACAAAAAUUGUAAAUAAAUAACUAAAAGGAUUUACAAGUAUUAGAUACAAUAUUAUUUGAUCUCUGUGUAAAACUUUUGUCAGUGAAAAUAAAACUGAACCUUGCUUCCAGGGUCUCAUA
Molecule: messenger RNA, 2591 nt
Organism: Hydractinia symbiolongicarpus
Lineage: Eukaryota; Metazoa; Cnidaria; Hydrozoa; Anthoathecata; Hydractiniidae
Product: DNA-directed RNA polymerase III subunit RPC3-like
Exons: 16
Coding region: 696-2252 (518 amino acids)
Biological process (GO): DNA-templated transcription
Cellular component (GO): RNA polymerase III complex
Molecular function (GO): single-stranded DNA binding
Source: RefSeq, a predicted model, not a curated record